CUCCGCGGCCUUCACUUUCUUGACCACCAGAUCCAUUAGCGCAUUCUUGAACCGAGUACUUUGUCCACAAGCCUGAUCACGAAUCCCUCCCCCAGUUUCCGCACUUAUUCCACCCAACAUCGGCACUUGCAGACUUCGCCCACGAUAGCACCAGCACUCGCAACAAAUGCAACACAUCUUCACGCACCAGCAGCAGUACCCGGGCGAGUGGUCGCAAGGGCACCACCAGCAGCCCCACCACCAUGUAGCACAACAUGGCCAACUUCAAGCGCAGGCACAGGCACAGGCUCAGGCACAGGCUGCCGCGGCGGCAGCUGCUGCUGCCCAACAACAGCACUACAACCGAAUCGCAGGCAAUAAUGGUACAGCUAUACCUGGAAAUAACGUAGUUCCCCGCGGCCCAGCAAACGACGUUCAAGCAGCCGACAUUGGCAUGACGGAAGAAAACAGGCGCGUCCUCGAGUGGAUAGCGCAGCUCAUGAAGCCUCAGAGUCGCGAGGCGGCUCUUCUGGAGCUGAGCAAGAAGAGGGAGCAGGUCCCGGAGCUAGCAUUGAUACUCUGGCAUUCUUUCGGUGUCAUGGCGUCCCUCCUCCAAGAGAUCAUAUCCGUCUACCCGCUUCUAAACCCCUCACAAUUGACCGCUGCCGCCUCAAAUCGCGUCUGCAAUGCUCUCGCGCUUCUUCAGUGCGUCGCCUCUCAUACUGAGACCCGUGGCCUCUUCUUGAGCGCGCACAUUCCGCUCUUCCUUUACCCGUUUCUUAACACGACGUCUAAGUCGCGUCCGUUCGAGUAUCUUCGCCUUACUUCUCUAGGCGUCAUCGGCGCUCUCGUAAAGAACGACUCUUCUGAAGUCAUCAACUUCCUCCUGACCACCGAAAUCAUUCCGCUUUGCUUGCGCAUCAUGGAGACGGGAUCGGAGCUCAGCAAGACCGUCGCUAUCUUCAUCGUACAAAAGAUACUCCUAGAUGAUAUUGGUCUUGCGUACAUUUGCCAGACCUACGAGCGCUUCUAUGCUGUGGGUACUGUCCUCAGCAACAUGGUCAACCAGCUCGUAGAGCAGCAAACUGUUCGUUUACUCAAGCACGUGGUACGCUGCUUCCUUCGCCUGAGCGACAACGCCCGCGCCCGCGAGGCCCUCCGCCAAUGCCUUCCAGAGCCUCUCCGUGAUGCUACCUUCUCUUCUGUAUUACGAGAUGAUGCGGCCACGAAGCGCUGCCUCGCUCAACUCUUGAUCAACCUUUCGGACAAUGUCAUCGACGCUGCGAACAACCAGCAACUCAUGCACUAAGGAGUUGUCCUGUGCCAUCUCUUCGACAACACUCGACUAUGGCUCGAGCUUCUUCAGCUACGUCUCGAAGCUCACCUUUGCCUUCUGUAUUUUAAUGACUUUGGUCUCUCCUUGUGCUUCUGCUUCGAUUUGGUGCGGCGGCUCACGUGUGGCGGUUCCACGACAUACCCUCUGAUUCAAACGGAUUUGACUUAAGAAAGUGGUAUGGGUUUGGCGUUCAGGCUUCUCUGGUGCGAUACCCGUAGCAACAGUGUCCUCGGCAUGUUUCUACCUUCCAUAUGCAUCUCUUAUCAUCCAAGGGCGAUAGGCAUGGCGAGGAGUUUUGGGCAUUGCAUGGCGUGGCCCUCUCGAAGGGAGAUGGGCUUGGUUCGAAAAGUAUCUGUAUAGUAUUGCGGUCUUUUCCAUUUCAAGCGAGCGAGCCAUGUAGGAAUAUGCACUCUUUACAACAAUUUCCCUUUGCGCUUUGGAAGUUCACACAAGGCCCAUGAUAUUAGAG
Messenger RNA from Cucurbitaria berberidis CBS 394.84, 1784 nucleotides. RefSeq names its product cell differentiation protein rcd1. Gene Ontology annotation, biological process: mRNA catabolic process; negative regulation of translation. The transcript is spliced from 4 exons. The coding region runs from base 167 to 1288 and encodes 373 amino acids. Gene Ontology annotation, cellular component: P-body; CCR4-NOT complex; CCR4-NOT core complex. NCBI's taxonomy places the organism in Eukaryota, Fungi, Ascomycota, Dothideomycetes, Pleosporales, Cucurbitariaceae. The record is from RefSeq and is a predicted model, not a curated record.